Anas platyrhynchos (mallard) is the source of this 2383-nucleotide messenger RNA. The record is from RefSeq and is a predicted model, not a curated record. Lineage: Eukaryota; Metazoa; Chordata; Aves; Anseriformes; Anatidae.
CAGGCAGCCCUGGGAUUUAUUACUUUUGACGAUCUCGUCGUUUUGGGGCCUGACUCACGCCUUUUGAAUGUUUGGGAUAGGCAGCAGAGGGGGAAAAGUGGGUUUGCUCAGCAGAGGCAGCGCGGCCAAGCGGGAGCGUGAGCCGGCGGUGUAGGGACGGGGCGACGGAGGGAGCCGCGUGCCGAUCCCAGCCUGUUCCCGUCUUUGCAGGAGGCCUGGCCUGGCCCCGGCCCGCUGCAUGGCGCAGGAGGCGGCCCCCGUCCUGCUGGUGUUCCUCACCAGGCUGGUGUCAUCCACGUGGCAUGAAGGGUCUGGCUACUACACCGCCGAGAGCCACACCAAUGAAGUGUACGUGGAAGAAGCCCCCCCUGAGCCUGCCCUGGACUACCGCCGAGUGCCCCAGUGGUGCGCCACGCUGAACAUCUACCGCGGAGAGGCAACCUGCUACUCGCCCCAUGGGGGCUCCUACCGCAGCAGCCUGGGGACACGCUGCGAGCUGAGCUGCGCCCGCGGCUACCGGCUGGUGGGACGCAGCACUGUGCAGUGCCUGCCCAGCCGCCGCUGGUCCGGGAUGGCUUACUGCCGACAGAUCCGAUGCCACGUGCUGCCGGCGGUGCUGCGGGGCUCCUACGUGUGCUCGGCUGGAGUGCAGAUGGAUUCUCGCUGCGACUACACCUGCCUGCCCGGCUACCAGCUGGAGGGCGACCGGAGCCGCAUGUGCAUGGAGGACGGGCGCUGGAGCGGCAGCGAGCCAGUCUGUGUAGAUGUCGAACCUCCCAAGAUCCGCUGCCCAGAUUCCCGUGAACGGAUAGCAGAGCCAGGCAAGCUGACUGCCACGGUGUACUGGGACCCACCACGGGUGAAGGACUCUGCUGAUGGUGUCAUCAAGAGGGUGAUGCUGCGGGGCCCAGAACCUGGCUCAGAGUUCCCUGAAGGAGAGCACGUGAUCCGCUACACCACCCACGACCAGGCGUACAACCGGGCCAGCUGCAAGUUCAGGAUCCGUGUCCAAGUGAGACGCUGCCCUGUGCUGAAGCCUCCGCAGCACGGCUACCUCUCCUGCACUUCUGACGGCAACAACUACGGUGCCACGUGCGAGUACCUCUGUGACGGGGGCUACGAGCGCCAGGGCACCUCCCUGCGGGUCUGCCAGUCCACCCAGCAAUGGACAGGCUCCCAGCCCCUUUGUGCACCCAUGCAGAUCAACACAGCUGUGAACUCGGCAGCCAGCCUGCUGGAUCAGUUCUACGAGAAACGCCGGCUCCUUGUCAUCUCAGCCCCCGACUCCGCUAACCGCUACUACAAGAUGCAGAUCUCCAUGCUGCAGCAAGCCACGUGUGGGCUGGAACUGCGGCACGUCACCAUCAUUGAGCUGGUGGGGCAGCCCCCACACGAAGUGGGGCGCAUCCGGGAGCACCAGCUGUCUGUUGGCAUCAUGGAGGAGCUCAGGCAGUUCCUGCACCUCACCCGCUACCACUUCAACAUGGUGCUGCUGGACAAAGCGGGCACCGAUCGUGAGCGCUACAUCUUGCCCAUCAGCCCGGAUGAGAUCUUCGACUUCAUCGACACGUACCUGCUGAGUGAGCAGGAGGCAGCCCAGCGGGCACAGAGCGGGGACCCCUGCGAUUGAGGCAGCGCCAGGGAGACCCCUGCCACCCCCCUCAGAGGACGGACACUUUCCUUUCUGCUUUUCUAGUCGCCCACUGUAGAGGAGGACCGGGAUGCCAAGGACUUCCAGAGGGAAGGGAGCCACUCUCAGGCUGCUCUGGCACUGAGAGGUGAGCAGGGACACAAUGGGACAGGGGCCACGUGCUAACAGCGUGCCCACUGUGCAGCAGCCAGGAGCCCCCGCUGGCUGCAGGGCAGGAUGCCUCAGCCUCAGCCAGGACCACACCAGGAGAUGCUGGAGUGCCUCUGUUCAAACUCCAGGGCAGGAGGGAAAAGGGAACCCAGCGGGAGGACAGACUGUGGACAUGUGAGUGCCCCAAAUCCUAGGAAAGCUGCCAGAGCAGAGGAGGGAGGGGAGGGAAGAGCAGGCAGGGCGAUGUUACAAAUGCCUCUAUUACAGCAGCUUCACCCUCAUCGUGGCCGUCCUCACCUCAUACACAACUUAAACCUUCUCCCUCCCUGCCUGGGUUCAGUCCUGCUGGCCAGGCACUGAUGCCAGGCUCCUGCCAGAACCAUCAGAAAGCCUUUAUUAGUAGCACAUGUCCCCAUGCUCAGCAGACAGUAAGAGACAUCCAGUGCACAGAGUACCCCCGAGGCUCGUGAUCUGCACCCUACCACUUGCUUCCCCUUCCACCCAGCACUGUGGCACCCUUCCUGGGAACUAUUUUGGCAGUAGAAUAUUAAACUUGAAAUUAAUAAAUUUGUAUAAAAAAUA